Molecule: messenger RNA, 3337 nt
Organism: Carassius gibelio (silver crucian carp)
Lineage: Eukaryota; Metazoa; Chordata; Actinopteri; Cypriniformes; Cyprinidae
Product: protein THEMIS-like
Exons: 6
Coding region: 355-2337 (660 amino acids)
Biological process (GO): T cell receptor signaling pathway
Source: RefSeq, a predicted model, not a curated record
UGGCCCUGAUGUCAUGAAGUCAGGCAGAGGAUGUGGGAUCUGUGUAUAUCAUAGUAUUUUUGCAGAGACCCGGUGCAGCUUUGCUUAACAAUGCGUUGAGUUGUGGUCUUCGAGCUGUACUCGGCUUCCUGUCCUCCUGUGCUGCGCAGGAUGCCUCACAGUCACGUUCUCCGUCUGCACUGCUGAGCUCAAGGGGCGUCUGGAGAGGCCAAAGAGCAUCCUGGGAGUUAAUCUGACAUCUAGCCCUCCGCUAACCCCCUUAUGGGACGUUUUAUGGAUUCCCAAGGUACAGAGCCUCAUCUCUCAGCCCUUCCAGAGCUUUAAAAACAUCUCCUGGUAUAAGCGCAGCAGAAGAUGGCUACGACCCUGCAUGAAUUCACGCAGUUUCUGGAUCCUAAGAUGUUCCCCAGAGUGCUUCAGAUCCAGUCAGGAAUAUAUUAUCAAGGCUGUGUGUAUGAGAUGUUUGGAAGAGAGUGCUCUCUUUCAACAGGAGAUUUGUUGAAAAUCAUUGAUAUCACCAUCAGCAGAUUCACAGCUCAGACCUCCAGCAACACUGAGAUUGAGAUCCCUGUGGAAUACCCAGGAUUGUUCAAACUACUGGCUGACAGUCAGCCGUACCAAAGCAUACAAGAGAUAGCUGACUCAGUGAAGAUCAGCUCCCACAGACUGUCCCAGCCGGUGUUCCUCAGCGGUUCAGAGAUUCAGCUGGCACAGGGCGUCAUACGGGAGGGAGACAGCUUCAGAAUCACUGCCGUCACCCGUGAGCUCAGCGGUGGAUGUGUGCAGUGUGAGCUUCUGCACAGAGAGCCCAAGAUCUGCUUCAGCCUGCGCUUCUCCCAGCAAGGCCACUUCACAGAGUGCCAGGACGACCAGUUUUACACCCUGAGAGAGAUAGCGGAGUGGAAAAUCUCCAAAGGCAGAAAGAGGACUGUAACCGAGGUCAAAACUCUGCCCAAAAAGGACUUCUUAUUCACAAAUUUGCUGGAGAAUGUAUUUGGAGAGCUGAAGCUGACUCCUGUGUAUGAACUGAAGGCUGUUACACGACUCAGUGAGAAAAUUCUGCUCAUCCCAUCAAAUUUGGAUGUGGAGGUGGUGGAUGUCACUGAGCAGUUUGAUUGUGACUCCUUUGUGCAGCCUCUUUCUCUUAUGGAUGUUUUCAAGAGUCCUCCAGAACUUUUUCCUGUGGUGGCGAAGUUGUCAAGUGAAAGACAUUUCAAGCUUUCUCCAGAGCUGGAAAUGCUUUUCAAUUCCAAUCAGGUGAUCAUUCAUAAUGCUUUCUAUACAAAACGAAUACUGGCCUCGGAAAUGGGUCGUGAAUCAACGAGACACUUUCUUAUUCCGGAGUCCUACAAUGGACGCUUAAAGCGGCGGCCGCGCCAGUUCCCCACCGCCUAUGAUCUGGAGCGCGCACGCAGCGAAACUGAACAGAUACACGUGGUGGCCACCAGGGACUUUGAGUCUGUGUAUAACGGGCUAGCUUCUGUAAGUGCUGGAGAUGAGUUUAUAGUAAACAAAGGCAAAAGCUGUGCGCUUUCACACAAUGGAACCAAGAGGGCAGCUGAUGCAUUUCAUUGUCUGAAAGUUACAGGGACAGAGACGAAGGAGCUUGUGCGCCUCCCCAUGUGUUUGGAGGGGGGAUUCAUGGAGCUGGUUAAAGACAAGCGUCAAUACACCAUUGCGGAAAUAUGCCGAUGGUUCCCGCUGCCCUUCAACGUCAAAGUGUCUGUGCGAGACCUCUCAUUGAAGGUGGAUGUUUUGGCUGGUGUUCCCGGUCUGCACAUUGAGGAGGAGAUCUCUGACCCUUGCCUCCUUAUUUCAAACACUGAGCUGUCAGAGAUCAGGGAGGUGCCAGUCAAUCGCACAGACUUGAUCCUCAACAUAAAGCAGCGCUGGGAAGGCCAGAGUCCAGUAUGUAGUGGGAAUUCAGUCAUAGAGGAAAUCUCAGAGGACUGUUACUACACACUCAGGAGGUAUGCCUUUACUACCAUCACACCCCCUCCACGACCUCCAAAAAAACCCAAAGACCCUCCACCUCGACCUCCCAAGAAGCUAUCAUCCAGAUCAGAGAGCGCAAACAGUGAAGGCUCCAGCUGCUCUCCACAGGGUCUUUGUUUUGAACCUUUUAAACAAGAUAACUUCAUUCAAUGCAGUGAUUCAAAAAAUGGAAAUGACAGAAAGAUUCCCAUAAGUCCAGUCAUUUUGCCAAGACCUACCCUGCUGAAAGAGCUUGCCAAGGGCCGAAGUCUGGACAGCGUAUCCAUCACAAAACAUGAUGGCGAUGAUGUGCAUGAUUAUGAAUAUAUUGAUGAAGCUCAGCUUGAUAGCAUAAGGAGUUAAUUAACAAACCAUUAACACAGGCAAAGGAAAACCAAGUGAAAACAAGAUGAAGCGUAUACUAUGAAGUUCACUAUGGCUGUGUUCCAAAACUGCUUACUUUAAUUUCACAUGAUGAGACUGACAUGGACAAAGUCUAUUUGAUAAUCACAUAACUUUACAUGACUGUAAAUCAGCUGGAAUACAAAUAAUUUAUUAGGUUCUUAUUAGUCCUGUAGGAGAAUAGUGUUACUGUAUUACAAUUGUUUUUAUGAAAUACAACCAGUCGGUUACACUUUAUUUUAUGGUGUCCUUGUUAUAGUGUAAUUAAACAUUUAAGUACUAAGGUAAAUUAAUUAAGUAUAUGAACUUACUGUAUGGUUUGAGUUAGGAUUAGGGUUACUUGCAUGCAAAUAUGCAUAAUUAAUUGUUAUUAUAACAGUAGGUACAUGUUUCACGUAACCUUAAAAUAAAGUUUAACCCACCACCUUGUCAACAUGGGUUGUGACAGGAAUUCAAAUUGUAUUCAAAUUUUAUUGGCAUUGGACAAAAAUGCUAUAAUGAUGACAAAGAUUUUAGAAAUGUUUUUUUUUUUUCUAUUGCUAAGCCUCAGCAGAUAAGCAUUGAUAGGUUUCCUGCAUAAAGCCCUGUAUUUCUCCAGGCUGCAGCUAUAUUUGGUGAAAAUGGCUUAUGGAUCAUGCACUCUUCAAAAAAUGUACAAAAAGCUAUCACUGGGGUAACACUUUUAUACCCUGUUUAUUUAAUGGCUCAUUUUAGAUGUAUAUAUUAAUAACUUUUAAAAGUGAACGGCUACAGUGACAGCUGCUUUUGAGUAAUGAUGCGUCUUUUUUGUCAACUUAAGUAUAUAUAUAUAAAGGCAGUUUUUUUUGUACAGUCUGGCUAUAUACUGUUAAAAGUGGGUGUAUUUUUAUAUUUUUUAUGUAGAAAGAAACAUAUAUUUUUUUUUUUUCAUUUUGCAUUUUGUCUGGUUUACUUUGAAUAAACGAUAAGGAUCCAUGUUUGA